UUUGAUCCUGACUUCUCUGAUCCUCCCCUUCUUCCAGUGUCCCCCACUUAUCUCCUGAUAAGACAUAUUGUGUGGAGUCACUCUGCACAUGUUCAGCUUGGUAUUUUUUUUUUUGGGAGAGUGCAUGUGAUCAGCACAGAGCCAACCAGCACUGUCCAGACAAAGGUCAGAGGUUCUGCAUUUCCUAGAGCAAAAUGAAAACUCCUCCUACAAGCUUUAAGCAGUGCUCUGCUGGACACUGAUAGAAGCCACAAGACUGAUCUAACUGCUGAUGAGAAAAGGUUUUUAGCAGUUUCUGUUUACUAA
Molecule: messenger RNA, 306 nt
Organism: Staurois parvus
Lineage: Eukaryota; Metazoa; Chordata; Amphibia; Anura; Ranidae
Source: the annotation of a GenBank genome assembly